AUGGCUCCCCUCUCCUUUCGUUUGUUAGUGUUUGACGCGAGCACAAAGCUUCCCUCGGGGAUCUUCGAGGGUAACAUCAGGGACCUGGGGAUGUACGACCAGUGCAUCAAGGUCAACGCCACUGUCGGGAACGAGACCAUCAGAGGGAAGCACUGCAUAUUCUCCCUCAAGGGGAAUUUCAAUGUAACAACGCUGCCUAUUGAUCCUAUUAUGAGUGUCUGCUUGCCAGCGACCUGCAGCCCAAAGCAGGUCAAGGAGAAGAUGCAGAAGCUGUUUAACAUGGCUGAACAGUUCCUGGGCGGUCGCGAGAUCCGGGUAAACAACACGAUUUGCUCCGAAGUUGAUGCUCAGCCCUGGGAACUCGGUGCUAAAGUCACUCUGGGCGUCUUUGUGGGUCUUGUGACCUUCCUAUUAAUCUGCACCUUUUGCGAACUACUUCCAAAGUUCACCAGCAUUAACAGUGGCUUGAUCACCACACUCAGCAAAUUUUCAUUCAUCGUCAACGGCCAACGCAUCCUGAGCACCAAAGUCUCCAAGGAGAACAUUCCUGGCAUCGCAGGCCUCAAAGUCUUUAGCAUGUUCUGGAUAAUCUUCGUCCACGCCUACAUUCACUCCCUUAGCUGCAGCAUGAUCAAUCUCGGAGAAGUCGAAAGUUGGUACUACUCUUGGCGGUCAACUCACGUCUUUGUGGCUACUUAUUCGCUGGACACCUUUCUUGCGGUAACUGGAUUCUUGACUUCGUACUUAUUUCUCAAAGAAAUGGCUAAGAGACGCAAGUUUAAUGUCUUUAUGUACUACCUGCAUCGAUACAUAAGAUUAACACCCGCGUACGGAGCGCUGCUGCUAUUUACGAUAUACCUUAUUCCAAAAAUGAGUUCAGGAGCACUCUGGCAGCCAGCGUUUAACAACCAAAGUACCUCUUGCAAGCAAGAUUGGUUGCCAAUGAUCCUAUAUGGUUACAAUUUUUAUUACGUCCAAGGAAUGACAUGCCUUGUCCACACCUGGUACCUAGCAAUGGAUAUGCAAUUGUUCUGGGUGAGCCCAUUCAUCCUCUAUCCGCUUUACAAGAAGCCUAAGUUAGGAUUAAUCAUCCUUUCGGCGGCCAUUGUUGCGUCGGUAAUCACGCCAGCUACUGUAGUGAUGGUCAAUAAGUUCUCAACGAUGAUCAGCAAGGAACAAUACACCGACAUAAGAAUGAUGCUCAAGUAUUACGUCGUUCCUUACUGCCGUGCUGGGCCUUGGCUGCUAGGAAUUCUAACGGGGUACCUUAUUGCAUCUGGAAGUAAACCUCCGAGUUCUGGAGUGAGAAUAAUUGGCUGGAUUUUGACAUUUCUAGCCUUCACUUAUGGAUAUUUUACCUUCAGAAUCUAUCAACAAGAAGAUUACAAGUGGAAUAUGUACUGGGAAAUGUUCCACGGCAUUGUUACAAAAUUCUUGUCACACCCGAUCUACUUGCCCUUCAGUAGGGUAUCGUACUCAAUCUACCUGCUCCACUUGAUAAUCCAGAGCAUCAGAGUGUACUCAAUGAGAACUCCUAUCUACUUUUCCGAAUAUCAAAUGAUAAUUAUCAUCAUCAUUGACGUAAUAACAAGCUUUUUAGCGGCAAUUAUCUUCAGUCUUGUCUUUGAAUCGCCAUUUGUAAUCUUGGAAAAAUUGAUAUUCUCCAGAGAAAAGCCGAUUGAUCGACCACCAGAGCCGAUUCAAGAAGAAAUUACUUCUGAGAAUGGAAUUAUUAAUCACGGAUUUGGAAAACAAGUUGAUUAA
This is a messenger RNA of Cotesia congregata, 1764 nucleotides long. The record is from the annotation of a GenBank genome assembly. NCBI's taxonomy places the organism in Eukaryota, Metazoa, Arthropoda, Insecta, Hymenoptera, Braconidae.